Brassica oleracea var. oleracea is the source of this 893-nucleotide messenger RNA. RefSeq names its product nuclear transcription factor Y subunit A-7. Bases 111 to 662 code for a protein of 183 amino acids. Gene Ontology annotation, molecular function: DNA-binding transcription factor activity, RNA polymerase II-specific; RNA polymerase II cis-regulatory region sequence-specific DNA binding. The transcript is spliced from 7 exons. Gene Ontology annotation, cellular component: CCAAT-binding factor complex. Lineage: Eukaryota; Viridiplantae; Streptophyta; Magnoliopsida; Brassicales; Brassicaceae. Gene Ontology annotation, biological process: regulation of transcription by RNA polymerase II. The record is from RefSeq and is a predicted model, not a curated record.
GAUUAUUUCUUCUCUUUGUUUUCUUUUUCUUCUCGGAGACUUUGAAGAAGAGACACAUUGAAAAUUGCAGUAGAGUUGUGUUUUUGGACAUUUAAAGCUGCUCAUGAGUCAUGGCUUCUUCAGUCCAUGAUCUUUCUGAUAAAAUAGAAACUCAUGACAAACAAGAACAUAAAGAUUUUCAAUUCCAAAUCCAACCACCAAUUCCUCCAGGAAGAAACUCUGCAGUCUACUCGGAACAGCUUCCUCACUCCAUGGCACCUGGACACUACCCAUAUCCAGAUCCUUACUACAGAAGUAUCUUUGCACCAAACCCACAAGCGUAUCCACCACGACCUUAUGAAACCGGGCUACAUGCACAUUUAAUGGGAGUCCAGCAACAAUGUGUGCCUUUACCAUCUGAUGCAGUCGAGGAACCUGUUUUUGUCAACGCAAAGCAAUACCACGGUAUACUGAGACGUAGGCAAUCCAGAGCAAAGCUUGAAUCCCAGAAUAAAGUUGUCAAGUCGCGUAAGCCGUAUCUGCAUGAGUCUCGUCAUUUGCAUGCGAUAAGACGACCUAGAGGAUGCGGCGGUCGGUUUCUCAAUGCCAAGAAGGAAGAGGAGCAUCACGAAGGCAAUCAUGUUGAAGAAAAGUCCAUGGCUGCUCCUGGUGGUACGUCUUGAGAGAAUGACAUAUACACGUAGCGGUGUGGCUCUGUUUGGUCUCUCAGCUCAUCGGUGUCUUUAGUGUUAUGAAAUACAAAUCUUUGUAGAAAUCAAUAGGAGGAUCUUGGGAGCAAUUUACAAUUAGAUAAAGUGGGCCUUGACUUGUGAUUAAAAAUAAAGCCCACGAGUGACGAAAAUAAAAUAAACAAUGUCAUCUUGAAGUUUUUGGUUAAGAAACAGUGCUACUGA